Rotaria sordida is the source of this 444-nucleotide messenger RNA. The record is from the annotation of a GenBank genome assembly. Lineage: Eukaryota; Metazoa; Rotifera; Eurotatoria; Philodinida; Philodinidae.
AUGAAUAAAGAAAACUUUCGAUAUUACAUUAAAGUACGUACCGCACUUAAUAUUCCAGCAAGUGUUAUUUAUGAUGAACUGUAUUCUGUGCAUGGUGAUCAAGCUCCUUCUUAUAGAACAGUUAGAAGAUGGGCUCAAUGGUUUCGCGAAGGCCGGGAAGAAAUUGAAGAUGAAGCACGACCUGGCAGUCCUAUUACCGAAACAACAUCUGGAAAUAUUGAACAGGUCCGCCUUCUUAUUGAUGAUGAUCCUCACAUUACAAUAGAAGAGGUGCAAGAGCAAGCUGGUUUAAGUCAUGGCACUCUUCAGCGAAUCAUCACCGAUCAUUUAAACCUUAAGAAGGCUACCGCUCGUUAUAUACCCAAGGAUCUAACUGACUCUCAACGGGCUGAACGAGUUCGAAUAUGCAAACCAAAUUUGGCAAAAUUUCAAGAAGGAACAUAG